ACAUGACACAACGCCUACCCUGAACCAAAAUUAGCCGCCGUCGGGAAAGGCACCUGUGACGCCUUCGGAAAACGCAUGCAGGCUUACCGUCCAGUCCCAGGUGUCAUAAGUCCUGUCGCACAGACCUCGUUGAGGUGUUUGCUGACAAAAUCUGUGGGUUUGUAAGCUCUUUGACCAAUGAGACUCUCGGAUUGCAUUCUAUUCCAUGUUGCGAUCGAUCCAGGACGACAUGUGCAAGGCGUGGUGAGUAAAAUUCUGAUGACUUGAGCAGUUUGACGAUGGGACUGGUGAUGCUUGGCGGGGUCAUAGGACAUCUGGGGUAGGGUGGGUAGGUGGUAUAAAGAGACGGGUAGGUAGCGCAGUGCAAUGGGCAUCAAACAGCAAAGCAUUCAGUCGAUCAAUACCACUACAAUCAACUUCGACAAUCCAAACCACCAAACCAACACAACUUCACAAUGCCAUCAAUCCUCUCCUCCGUUGCGGCUCACGCAAAGGCCCACCACGAGAGCAUGAACGCCGCAUGCGAGAUCUACUACUCUCACCCAUCCACUGAGACAUCGCGCAACAACUCCAUCACCUCGCCAGCGCAGAAGAAGAACCCCACCAACGCAGCAAAGGCAUGGCAAGCCAUCAAAAAGCACCACCAAGAAAUGAACGAGGCCUACACCGUCUUCUACUCGCCCGGCGUAUCAACAGCCUCAUCUCGCUCCAACUCUGCCGCGCAUUCGCCACGCGAAAGCGUAGAGCAGGAAAGGCACGAGGAGGAAGCCCUUGCGCCCAAGAACUACCAGAAAAUCUGGAAGGCGCUGAAGACCAAGGCCAUUGAGCACCACCGGAGCGUCAACUCGGCCUACGAGACCAUGUACGGGUUUUAAGCAUUGAAUGAAGGGGGUAAAUGACAGGGAGAGCCACGACCACAGGCGGUGACUCGAGAGAAAGCAAAAGUUUUUUGAAGCAUUCCGCUAUAUACCAUUUGUUUUGGCGGUACAGGGCAUAAGGCGUUUUUUGGAUCCGGGAAUCUCGUGUGUAUACCACGAUUGAUACGAUGGAUAUAAUGCCCAGUAGUUAAUGUAAUGAUCAUUCCUUGAAAUAUGUUUUCGAUGACGCCUUGGUGAAUGCACAGUUAGUGAUAGCAUGGGAUAACCUAAUUAGUAUUAGUAGGCUCUACGCUUUCGAAUGUUACUUGCGAACUUACCAAAGUUAUUCUAGCCCUAAGAUGUGCCGAGAGAUUCCAUGUCAUCAUCUGUGAAGUCCC
Messenger RNA from Cucurbitaria berberidis CBS 394.84, 1255 nucleotides. RefSeq lists its product as uncharacterized. The coding region runs from base 456 to 875 and encodes 139 amino acids. The transcript has a single exon. The record is from RefSeq and is a predicted model, not a curated record. Lineage: Eukaryota; Fungi; Ascomycota; Dothideomycetes; Pleosporales; Cucurbitariaceae.